GUGGGAUAGUUAUCUGGGCUAGCCAAUCAUAUCAAUCCUAAAGUGGAUGACCCAUUUCUCCAUCCAUUCACCUUAGCAACCUGAUAAACACCUAUUCCUCCUCUAAUUCCAACCACACAAAUCGAACCUCAUCUUAUUAAAAGCCAACCUCUCAUUGUUUUUCCAUUUGAGUUACUCUCAUUGCAACUCUGGAUAUAUUCAGCAAGCCUUGCACAAUGGCCACUAUCACCUCUGCCGCUGUCGCUAUCCCAUCUUUCACCGGCCUUAAAGCCGGUGCAACCGCAGCUAAAGUUAGCGCCACAGCCAAGGUUGCAGCCUCUCCAGUCCCAAGGGGCAGCAUCAAGGCCUCCCUCAAAGACGUUGGUGUUGCUGUUGCGGCAACUGCUGCAAGCGUAAUCCUUGCCAGCAAUGCCAUGGCCAUUGAAGUCUUGCUCGGCAGUGACGAUGGGGGUCUGGCUUUCAUUCCCAAAGAAUUCAGCGUAAGCCCAGGGGAGAAGAUUGUGUUCAAGAACAAUGCCGGAUUCCCACACAAUGUUGUGUUCGAUGAGGACGAAAUCCCAAGCGGCGUCGACGUAUCCAAAAUCUCCAUGCCUGAAGAAGAGCUACUCAAUGCCAAAGACGAGACUUACGCUGUUACCUUGACUGAGAAAGGAACCUACAGUUUCUACUGUUCUCCUCACCAGGGUGCAGGUAUGGUUGGAAAAGUCACAGUUAACUGAGUUAUACAUUUAUCUUUUCAACCCCUUUGUGCUUUGUAUGUAUCAUCUCACACAUCUCUUCUACUUUUUGAGCACCAGAGUUUUGAGUAUUGGGGAUGGAUGAGGUGAUCUUGAAAAAUCAACUAUGAUGCUUUUGUAUCUUCCUAUCUUGUACUUUAAAUUUGUCUCAUAUUUGCUUGUAACCGGAUUUUAGUUUUACCCUUCAACAUCUUAGCUCUGGUUACCCAA
Molecule: messenger RNA, 947 nt
Organism: Gossypium arboreum
Lineage: Eukaryota; Viridiplantae; Streptophyta; Magnoliopsida; Malvales; Malvaceae
Product: plastocyanin
Exons: 1
Coding region: 216-719 (167 amino acids)
Cellular component (GO): chloroplast thylakoid lumen
Molecular function (GO): copper ion binding
Source: RefSeq, a predicted model, not a curated record